AUGACGUACGGUCCUUAUGGCAAAGACAUCCCGUACCAAGAUUUUCACCCGCGAUCAUAUUCGGAGGUCAAUCCAGAGCAAAAGUCUGCUCACUCAGCAUGGGAAGUCCCUGACCCUGGAUACUGGACUUCCAAAGGCUAUGUUGUCGUACGCGCAGAUGAACGCGGUCUCGGACAAUCUCCUGGAAAGCUUGAUACAAUGUCCCGCGGCACUAGCGAUGCAUUUGUCGAUGUCGCUAAGUGGGUUGCCGAGCAGUCUUGGUCGACGGGUAAGGUGGAUCUCCUGGGAGGUGCUAAAACGGCCUAUUAUCGUGAUUGCUGCAGACACGAUGGGAUCCUCUCGAGCAAAUUUAUUCGCUUCUGGUGGGAUGGCCAGGUUCUGAGCAAUCAGUAUAGUAAAGGCGGAAGGGCUGCUAGAAAUUGGGGCCCUGACUCCAUUGAAGGUGAUUUGAGUGAGGACGAAUUGCGUGCAAAUCGUCAGGAUCAGAAUGAAGACAAUACCAACAACCACUUCCGCGACGAUCCCUAUUACGCCUCGAAAGAAUACAAUAUGGCCGACAUUCAGGUCCCACUUCUCAGUGUCGCAAACUGGUGCGGCAUUCAUCUCCAUCUCCGCGGUAACGUUGAGGGUUGGGUUAGUGCAGGCUCGGAGCUAAAGUACCUGAGCUUUAUUACCGGCCGCCACGACUUGCCCUUCUACUACAAGGAGGAAGUCGAGGUUCAGCGUAGCUUCCUCGACGCGUUUCCAAAAGGCGGAGAUCGCGGUGGGUGGUCCGAUGUUACGGCCCCGAAUGUGGACCUGGUUCUCAGAAAGGGUGACGUGGGUUUCAACAAUCCUGAAGACGAGAAGACAUUCCCUCGUCAUAUUGAGACUGAGUGGCCUCUUGCACAUACCCAGUAUAUCCCAUACUAUCUUACGCCUGAUCUUAUCCUCACGACUUUGCAACCCGAGAAUACUCAAGAGACUGAGAUCACGGGCCAUAUCACCGCGCAUCUUAACGUAUAUGUCGCUCCAGAAGGCGAAACAGUACCAACCGACAUUGAUCUCUUCCUUACCCUAAGGCAUUUCUCCGCUGAGGGCAAAGAGAUCUUUUACACUGGCACUGGAGGUAAUAAUGUACCCUUGUGUAAGGGCUGGCUCAGAGUUUGCCUCCGUAAAAUCAACAGCGAUCAUGCUAGGCACAGAUUUUAUCUACCUUACAGGGAUUACUUCUCUUCAGACGUUCUGCCGGUCAUCCCUGGGGAGAUUCAUCCUGUUGUUGUCGAAGUGUGGCCUACAAAUAUCAUCUUUGAGAAAGGCGAGAGACUCGUUCUCGACGUUGCAUCGGGCGACACUCAAAGCUGUGAGAAAUUUCAACACAACUCUCCCAUAGAUAGAACGCCGGAAAAGUUGAUGGGCCGGAAUUUCAUUCACAUCAGCUCAGAGCGUCCUAAUUUCGUCACUCUGCCUGUUAUCCCACCUAAGUAG
Messenger RNA from Aureobasidium subglaciale EXF-2481, 1467 nucleotides. RefSeq lists its product as uncharacterized. The transcript has 6 exons. The record is from RefSeq and is a predicted model, not a curated record. Bases 1 to 1467 code for a protein of 488 amino acids. Gene Ontology annotation, molecular function: dipeptidyl-peptidase activity. NCBI's taxonomy places the organism in Eukaryota, Fungi, Ascomycota, Dothideomycetes, Dothideales, Saccotheciaceae.